AAGAUGUCUUACUAUCGAAACAAGGACGAAUUUAAGUUUAAUUUGGCAAAGAGAAAGUCGAGUUUUUUCGUAGAGAAAAGUAUCUUUUACGCAUUUAAUGUGAAUUAUGUACUGUGUGAUAAUUGCGUGGCUUGGUUUAACCAUCACACAGCAUGGAUCUCUUAUCUGGUGUGAAGGCAAGACAUCAUCACAUGCAGAUCCUACUAUUGCAACAACAGCAGGCCCCAUGGUGUCGACUUAUACUGACGAAGUAUCAGUAACAAAUGCAACAGAUGGCAAUGAUGAAAUUGAAACAACAUCUCAUGCAGUGUCCGAGUCCACGUCGAUGGCCACAUCUACAGUGAUAACGACCUUUACUGAAAAUGGCACGGAAACAUCAAAAACAUCUACAGAAUAUCACAAUGAAACAACAACACUUACAGUGUCAGAGGCCACGUCGUCGACACGAUCAUUUUUUGCAAUGACGACUGAUGUGAACACUGCUCUUGAAUCAACAAUACCAGAGGCUGGGCAUAAAACUACAACGUCAGUGCCAGAGUUCACGUCGAGGAGAGCUUAUACGACCAACCCAUCAUCUGAUAUUUAUUUUUCUCCAGGCACAACGAAUUCACAUUCGUCUAUCAUCUUGUACUUGGCCAUUGGAUCUGUAACAGUUUUCGUCGUUAUGAUUGUCGUCGGCGUUAUGGUCAUCAUUAGAUAUAAAAGGAGAAUCAACAGGCUGAAAACUUCCAUUGAAAAAUCUGAAAGUAACUCCAAACGGAAAAGAACGCGGUCAUCUUCUGAAUUAUUUGGUCAUGAAAACAUGGCGAUGCAUGACAUUGUCGAAAACGAGUGCCCCUGUCAGACAGUGGCCCACGUCCCUCGCAUCACCAGGGGCAGCGUGGAGUACGCGGUGCCAGUACCUCCGGGCAACUACAGCUAUGCAUUCACGCCAUAUGACAGUUCUUUGGCGUCGAACAAUGAAGCGUCAGCCUUGGAAAACAAGUCUAAAGGUUUGUUUAAAUCAGGCAUUAAACUUCCUUACGGUGAAGAAGAAAAGUGGCAUCCGUAUUUCCGUUUACGCCCUUUGAUAGAACCGGUAAUCGAAGCAGCGGCAAAUGAGUCUAGUACAGAGGAUACCCUUUGUGUAGCGAACGGUAAAACGGAUGUGACCCCGAAUAACACGGAACUACCAAUACACAUUUACAAUCAUAUUAAGCUCAAACAAGGCAAAACAGAGUGUGAUGGCGACAGCGGCGUAUUGUGUUCGGGUGAGUACUCGCACAUUUCGAUUAAGAGUGAUACAGCAUCGGGGAAGAGCAGAUAUUAUAACAUUGUGAACAUACAGAGAGCUAGAACUGAAUCGGUAGACAAUUAUUGUCAUCUCGGGCCAAAUAAUACUAGCAUUAAAAAGCGUGUGCCUCGGGAUGAUUACGAUCAUGUUGCCAUGUGACAGUGAGUUGCAGCAACGCUCGAGUGUCCAAUAUUUACAAUAGGGUACGUGUAUAUAUUAGUUGUAUGUGUUAAUGCAGUGCAGUGUUUUUAAAAUUCUUUUUUUCAUAAACAAAUACAUAAGAAGCGUUCUUAA
Messenger RNA from Dreissena polymorpha, 1567 nucleotides. RefSeq lists its product as uncharacterized. Lineage: Eukaryota; Metazoa; Mollusca; Bivalvia; Myida; Dreissenidae. Bases 107 to 1432 code for a protein of 441 amino acids. The record is from RefSeq and is a predicted model, not a curated record. The transcript has 4 exons.